Molecule: messenger RNA, 480 nt
Organism: Mesorhabditis spiculigera
Lineage: Eukaryota; Metazoa; Nematoda; Chromadorea; Rhabditida; Rhabditidae
Source: the annotation of a GenBank genome assembly
AUGCCCAGCGACAUGAGCACCCCCAAGGAGAAAAAGGCGGUGAAAAUCCGGAACCUUUUUGGCCGGAUAUUCUCGCCAUCCGAUAAAACGGCUGAGAUCUCGCCGAAUAGCGGGGUGUCGAUAGGAAAGCCGUACAAUACAGUACACCGAAUCCACGUCGGCUACGAUGGGCAAAAAUUCAGCGGGCUACCCCAGCCGUGGAUGGACAUGCUGUUGAGGGAUAUUAGCCUUGCCGACCAGAAGAAAAACCCCACCGCCGUCGUGACCGCUCUUAAAUUCUACGCCGCCAGCCUCAAGGAGCACGAGCAGGCCAAGUUCAUGACGCCGAAAAGCGUAUACAUGGCCUCAGAUGAGGACGACGUCGACAUACAGCUCGACGGCCAGGUCACUGAACAUCUACGGGCGUUGGAUCCUCCUCCUCGAGCAGCACCCGAAGUGUCCCCAGCUCCUCCACAAAUCCCUCGCUCUCGGAAAGAGACG